CGUCAUUAUUAGGUUCCAUAUUUCAAGAUGUCGGACAGCAGUAUGGUUCAAGAUUAGUUAGUGGAGCGAAUAGAAGAAUAACACAGAGAGAGAAAGAAAGAGAGGGCCUCCAGUACUUAUUAUAAGAGGGAGAGAAGUGGGAGGAGCUACUGUAUGCGAGGCCACUCCCUGACGCUCAUAAACACAACAUGAAGGGUCGUCUUGUUGACUUGAUAAACCUGUUUGGCCAGUUGGGUGGGUUUGAUUUUUUAAAGAAGAGAAUUUGUGAAGGAGAACUAACAGUGAAUAUACUGUCCUUUUUAUUAAGACCGUUUGGUUUGUGUUCAAGUUUUUUAACCGAGAGAGUUAGAAAUGACUACAUCAUAGCAAUAGUGUCGUUGUGUCACUUGUGUUCAGUGAUUCCUGGUAGAGAUGAUAUUGAGACGUUUCGUUUGAAAAUGAUUUUUAGAUUAUUACAAAUACCGAGCUUUUUUCGCUUAGCCUGGACUUCUCCCCCGACCAGUUGAACCACUUGUUUGGCUGCUUUCAGAAGAGUUGGGUAGGAGCUAGCAAGAAGCAAAGAGAUGAACUGUUGGACUUUAUAAGACACUUA
Messenger RNA from Amphimedon queenslandica, 592 nucleotides. RefSeq names its product probable ubiquitin carboxyl-terminal hydrolase FAF-Y. The record is from RefSeq and is a predicted model, not a curated record. The coding region runs from base 189 to 506 and encodes 105 amino acids. NCBI's taxonomy places the organism in Eukaryota, Metazoa, Porifera, Demospongiae, Haplosclerida, Niphatidae. The transcript is spliced from 5 exons.